This is a messenger RNA of Tuber aestivum (summer truffle), 2539 nucleotides long. NCBI's taxonomy places the organism in Eukaryota, Fungi, Ascomycota, Pezizomycetes, Pezizales, Tuberaceae. The record is from the annotation of a GenBank genome assembly.
GCAACGACGUUCUCUCAUACGCCUCCCCAAACUUCUUGUGCUCCAGUAGGAUACGACCGUCAAGAUGUAUGAUUCCGCUCGCGACUGCUUUACCGAGCAGCAACAACAGGAACAGAGGGAACAGCAGGACAGAGAACGACAGCGACAACAGCAGGCAUCUUCAGCGGGUCCAGCGGACGCGGGCACCCCUCCACGUCGUCGGAUAAGCACUGUUGGCGACCUCCUGAGCCCUGUAGAAGACGAGAAUGAUGUGUUGAAAGGUAGUGCUGGCACUAAGACUUCUUUAGACAAAAAGGAGGGCGGUAGCCCAGAAGCCAGUUCUGAGACUAUGAGCCCGGAAACACCGCGAAAGGGCAUAAAAGAUUCCGGUACAUCUAAAUCCUCCACCGAUUCUACCACUGCUGCUGCUACUACUACACACAGUGAGGCAAAGAUGAGCAGCAAUGCAUCAGCCUCUUCUCCAGCGACAAAGAGAAAGCCCGUCCCUUCGUCAUCACCGGGUGAGAGGCGAAGGCGGGUUUCCAACGAAAAGGAUGGCGAUGCCCCUGAUUCGCCAACUUUCCGGAGCGAUGAUCGGAGACCGACUUCCGAUGAUUCUCAGAACGCCCGCAGAAAUGCUUCUCCUAGACGUCGUCCUAGAUCUCCCCCCGUACAACACCAGCCUUACAGACGUCGGCCAAUGUCCCCUAGCGGUCGUUACAAAUACAAAUCAUCACCCCCUCCUUUGAUUCCUAAAAGGGAUCCCUCACCAACUCUGCUACCAGGGGAAGAUGGCUCGAGGAGCAGAGACUCUAGCCCCCCGCGUAAACGCAAGAGGCCUGGACAAGCGAGCAGACUCUCGGAGAAGGAAAAGGCCGAAGCUAUGGAGAGAAUUAGAAAGAUGGAGGAGGAAAUGGAGAGAAAGUCCAAAGAGGUCAUCAAAGAGAGAGGUGUCGAGGAGGUUGUCAAAGCCCACUACAACGACAAAAGGGAGUUGGGCAAAACCUGGCGGAAGACUGACUCAAGGAUUAAAGGUCUCAGAAGUUUCAACAAUUGGAUCAAGUCUACGAUUGUCCAGAAAUUCUCCCCGAACGAUGACUUCGACCCCCGCAAUCAUUCCAGAGAGUCUAGCUCACACCUCGCUGUAUUGGAUAUGGGAUGCGGUAAGGGUGGUGAUUUACUCAAGUGGAAGAGUGCCCCCCAAGAGGUUGGGUUCUAUGUCGGUGUUGACACCGCAGACGUCAGUGUCGACCAUGCCAGGGAUAGAUAUGACAGUAUGAUCAGGGACUCAAGGAGAAAGCGGGGCGGUGGGAGGGACAGGGGUGGCCGUCAAAUCUUCCAGGCCGAAUUCCACGUGAUGGAUUGUUGGACGCGUUGGAUCGGAGAUAUUCCGAUUGUUUCCAAGGUCGGUGUAGACCCUAAUGUUGGUCCUGGCCAGUCAACUCGGAUGUCGGCUAGAUGGGGCAGCGGGGGCGGGUAAGAAUUCAUCUCACAUGACUUUCACUAUCCAGAGAACUAACGUUUGUUUCAAGUUUCGAUGUGGUUUCAAUGAUGUUCUGCAUGCACUACGCCUUCGAGUCCGAGCAAAAGUGUCGAAACAUGCUCCGAAAUGUUUCAGGUGCUCUGAAAAAAGGAGGCAGGUUCAUAGGAACAAUCCCCUCUAGCGAUGUGAUCUCGGCGCGCGUUCGGGGCAAAAACAUGCCCGCAGAGUCUCCCGAAAAGGAGAAAUUGGACAAAUCCGAGCACGGCUUGCAGGAAUGGGGAAACAGUAUCUACAGGGUAAGAUUUGCCGAAGAACCGCCCAAAACUGGGGUCUUUAGGCCACCAUGGGGCUGGAGAUAUAGCUUCUUCUUGGAAGAAGCCGUCGAAGAAGUUCCAGAAUAUGUUGUCCCUUGGGAGGCGUUCAGAGCGUAGGCAAUCCCUCUCCUCUCCCGACACGACUUUUGCCGUCAUUGGCAAGGUGCACCAUUCUGUUGUACGAGGCUGACAAUUCUGCUAAACAGUAUUGCUGAGGACUACAAUCUUGAGUUAAUCUAUAAAAAGCCGUUCCAUGAUAUUUGGAGAGAGGAGAAGGAUGAUAAAGAUCUUCGUGUCCUCAGCGAGCGGAUGGGGGUUAGAGACAGGGAAGGGAAGUUUGCUCUUGGAAAUGAAGAAUGGGAGGCCUGUGGUCAGUUAUGAUUCGCCCCCUAUUGAUCCCCUCGAACGACUCCUUUAAACUGAUUCCGAUUGUGAGUAGGAUUCUAUCUCGGCUUCGCUUUCAAAAAAUCAUAGAUUUGUUUGGUGUGCUGGUGAACCAAAAGAAAGUCUCAACUUCCUGUUCUUACUGUAUUUCUUUUUCUCCCGCUCAAGCACUGUAAUCGUUCGAGCUCCCGUUGGCCAUAAAGUUGCUGCUCUCAGCUCAUCCACCAGUUGUUGGCUUCGCUCACUGUAUCCGUACCAAUCCCUGAACUUUUCCAUAGCACUGGCCAUCGUAUGAUAUCUCUGUCCGUUGCUAUCAGAAGCUUGAACCUGUGCCGCGAUGUCACCCCCACCAGGGCAAGCAUCCCGGUGAUAAAGUACA